GCUGUUGGGCGGUCUGUAUUCGCCAGUUGGGAGUUUCGGCUUCGCGUCCCAGGGAACCAUGGGCAGCCCUGAGGAGAGAGAAUGGGUUGAUGUCGCCAAUGAUCUUCUCAUGAAAUGUCAUGUAAAUCUGCAUGUGACAAAGCUCACAGAAUGUGGUGCUAAUGUAUUUGUUGGACUUUAUGAGUCAAUCUUGGGAGAAAAAGUACCAGAUUUCAUAGCCUCUCCCAAAAGCCAAGAGGAUGAUGCACAUAAUGUGCAAGCAGUAAUAGAUUCUCUGGCAUUGGACUACUUGCAGGUCAGCUUGUCUCACAUCACUGGAGAGAACGUUGUGAAAGGAGAGAGAGAAUCUAUCCGAAAUCUGUUAGAAAUAUUUGAUGGCCUGCUUGAAUAUCUUACAGAACAAAUCAGUGAAACGUCUUCUCGGAAUGGGGAUGAACCUGACCAGCUAGCUAACAAUGAAAUUCAAAGGGUGCUUCAAGAGCAGCUGGAAGGUGACCUGAAGGAACCUGUGCCACCUCUGAAACUUCCAUCAGUUGCCGAGUCUUCCCCGUCAGAUAUUUUUGUCCCAUCUUGGGAGGUAGAAGGAUCAGAAUCUACUAGUGAAUUAAUCAGGCUUGGGGACACUGCACAUUCAUUUUCUCUAAGAAAGGAAGAGUUCCAGCUCCCUGAAAUGUUGCCGGCAGAGAGAGAGAGGUCUAAGGAGAUCAAGGAACCUGAAGACUCUGGGGCUACUGUGGCAUCAUCUACUCAGCUUUCCGGCAGCAGAAGAGCACUUGUAAAAGAGAGGGAAGGAUCAAUGGAUUCUGUUAAUUCCACUGAAUUUCUCAAAGAGAGUUUGAGUUCCAGUGCUAAAAAACUUGGGGAGCCCAUACGCCCAGCUAUUCCUUUGCAACCACCAUAUCAGCCUCCUGAACCCAGGUCUCAUUAUUCAAUGGGAAGGGAAUACCAAAGCUCAGCCAGACAGUCCCCAGGUUCGGCUAACAGUCAUGGACUUGAAGCUUCUGUUUUUACAGAACCACUUAGACAGGAGUCAACUACUUCUGAUACUGUUCCUCUGUCGAGACUCGCCCCUGUUUCUCCAGUUGGAGAUAAGGCAGUGUCAAAAGAUGUGCGAAACGGCACAGAUGAUGUGGCUAAGGCUCUUGAUGUGGAUGCCUCACAUACAUCAACUAUCUGCUUACACCAAGACAUCUCACCAGGCACUGACCAGGUAAUAUCAGUAGCACGAAUCACAAAACCUGAAACAAGAAGUCCGUCUAGUGGAAAAAGCAGAUAUGAAAAUUUUAUCACAAAUUCAUUUGGAGAGGAGCCCCUUUCCUGCAGAAGGGCAAAGGAUAAAUUAUCUGAGCAAGAGCUGCAUGAAAUGUCAGAAAAACUCUCUCGCAGGUUAAAUGAACUAGAUUUAAUGUUAAAGAGAGCUUUGGGUGAGCAUCCCAGGGAAGAGAUGUUGACAGAUGAAGAUAAACUGUCUCAGCACAGUGACAGUGUAAUGGAUUAUCGGGGAAGGAAACCUCACCAAGCUACCCCACAUCCCAAAAGAUUUCUUAGCAGACCACGGUCCCUUUCUCCAUCCCCACCCUCAUCCAGGUAUCUACCUCGCUCUGAGUUUGAAGAUGCACUUCAGAGAGAUGCCAGAGGCCAGAUGGGGAAAAUGCGCAGGCAAUUGCAAAAGGAAAUGGACCAGAGAAGAAUAAAAGCAAAGCUAAUGACUAAAGCCUAUGAAGAGGAAUUAAGAAUUUUUGAAGCUAGAGAGAAACUGGGCCUCUUCAAGCUAAAAGCAAAAGCCAGGGAAACGGAACAAGAAUACCAAGAAAACAUCUUUAAAGAACCUCCAAAAAUGCCUCAGCCAGUGAAAGUUUAUUCUAGAAAAACCACACCUCGGAUUCCCAAACAGAGCCAGUGGAUUCCAAGAGGAGGGCUUGCAAAGCCAAAGAAAGCAGCUCAGAUGAAAGUAAAGGACAAUGACCUCCUGCCUCUGCUCCUGGAAGAGUUUCCAUACCUGCACAUUUCCCACCACUCUUUGAACAAAAUGUGGCAACAGCAGCUUGCACAGAUGGAACUACUGAAGUCUGCUUCUGGCAAAGAUAGAUCAAGACUGAAACUCCAAAGUGAAGUGGAAGAAGCACUGAAGAAGCAUGACCUCCUUGUUGACAUCAUAAAGAAAGAUCAAGACCAUAACAAGAGACUGCAAGAGUUUAAGCAACGCAUAUAUCGGCAGAAGUUUGCUCAGAAUAAAAUGAGAGAGAAACGUCAGCAAAUUGCUCGAGCCAAGAAGUACUAUGAGGAUUACCGCGUUCAGCUGCGUGCAAAAAUGAUGCGGGCUAGGACAAGGGAAGAAAGGAUAUUUAAGAAUCUAUUUGAAGAAGGCUUAGAAAUUCAGAAGCAAAGGCUGCAGGAGCUGAGAACCUAUAGUAAAGAAAAGCGUGCUGAGCAAAGAAGAGUACACCAGGAUGAACUAGAGUCCAUGGAGAACUACUACAAGGAUCAGUUUUCAAUGCUGGCAGAAGCUGUAUCACAAGAACGUCAAGAAAUCCAAGCCCGAGAGAAAGCACAAGUAAAAACACUGCACAAAACAAAAAAGGAGUUAAGAUCAAAGAUGGAAAAGGAUAUACAGCAGCUGCAGACUAUGAUAACUCAAAAUGAUGAUGACUCCUUCUUCCAAGAGCUGGAAGCAGAACGACUGAAAUCCAGACUUCAAAUGGCUUCUUUUCAGUAUAGCAAAAACUAUUUCUUGUAAGGCAUACUGACUAUUAAAUAUCAAUGCAGA
Messenger RNA from Caretta caretta (loggerhead turtle), 2767 nucleotides. It is a transcript of the gene CEP95, whose product is annotated as centrosomal protein 95. NCBI's taxonomy places the organism in Eukaryota, Metazoa, Chordata, Testudines, Cheloniidae. Gene Ontology annotation, cellular component: centrosome; spindle pole. The record is from RefSeq and is a predicted model, not a curated record.